This is a messenger RNA of Oncorhynchus kisutch (coho salmon), 8597 nucleotides long. RefSeq names its product DISP complex protein LRCH3. The coding region runs from base 64 to 2421 and encodes 785 amino acids. Gene Ontology annotation, molecular function: protein binding. The record is from RefSeq and is a predicted model, not a curated record. Gene Ontology annotation, cellular component: cytoplasm. The transcript has 22 exons. NCBI's taxonomy places the organism in Eukaryota, Metazoa, Chordata, Actinopteri, Salmoniformes, Salmonidae.
UGCGUAUUAUCAACCUAGCGGCUGCAGGGUAGGGAGAAUCGGUGGGAGUUAGCUAGGUGUGUAAUGGCGGCUUCGGUGUUGUUGUCUGCGGAGAACACCGGACCGAGUUUUGCGGUCGGCAAUUCUGGAGUGGUCGGGUCUCCCGGUAAUGGAGUAGGGGCACCGGGUCCUGCGUCUUGGAAUCGGUCUCUGGACAGGGCAUUAGACGAAGCCUCGGCAACUGGUUGUCUCAACCUCAGCGGCAGGAAACUGAAGGAGUUCCCGAGGAGCGUCGCCAACCACGACCUCACAGACACAACUCGGGCCGAUCUGUCCCGUAACCGUCUGCCAGAACUGCCCGUGGAGGUGUGUAUGUUUGUUUCUCUGGAACACCUUAACCUCUACCAGAACUGCCUGCGCUCACUGCCUGAGAGUCUUCUCAAUCUCCAGGCCCUCACCUACCUGAACAUAAGUCGAAACCAGUUGUCGACCCUGCCCAGCCCGGUGUGCAGUCUGCCGUUGAAGGUCCUGAUUGCCUGUAACAACAAGCUUGUCUCCCUUCCCGAAGAGCUAGGCCAACUACUACAGCUCACAGAACUGGACGUGAGUUGUAAUGAGAUCCAGACACUCCCUCCUCAGGUUGGUCGACUGGACUCGCUGCGAGACCUUAACAUCCGUCGCAACCACCUGGCCCGCUUGCCCCCAGAGCUGUCUGAGUUGCCCCUGGUGCGUUUGGACUUCUCUUGUAACAAGGUGACAUCCAUCCCUGUGUGUUACCGCAACCUGCGCCACCUACAGAGCAUCGUGCUGGACAACAACCCACUACAGAACCCACCUGCACAGAUUUGUAUAAAGGGGAUGAUCCAUAUAUUUAAGUAUCUGAACAAUGAGGCCAGCAAGACACCACCUGAGCUCCCAGACUACGACAGGAGACCCCUCCCCUUCGGAUCUUGUGUGGAGGAGCUAUACCCUGGCCGGCCAUACGGCGCACUGGACUCUGGCUUCAACAGCGUGGACAGUGGAGACAAGAGAUGGUCAGGCAACGAGCCCACAGAUGAGUUGCCGGACCUGCCACUGCGUGUGGCAGAGAUCACCAAAGAACAGAGACAGCGGAGGGAGAGGGAGGAGCACAGGACAACUGGCUCCCAUCCUGUUACCAACGGCACAUUAGAGGGAGAGCUGGAGCAGAUAGACUUUAUAGACAGUUGUGCAGGAGAGGAGGAAGAGGAGGGUAGGAGAGGAGAAGUAGCAGAAACCAUCAGCCUCAGCUCCCAGUUCAUGGCAUACAUCGAGCGCCGCAUCACUGGAGAGAGCUCUCCAGUCAAGUCCAACUCCUCCAGAGACUCAAGGACAGACGACCCGAGGCGACACAAUUCUCUGCAGAACAGGACUGUCCAUGAUCCAACCUCUUCUACCUCUCACAAUCAGAGAGGGUCAGGGGCUGGGGUUGGUGCAGGUCCGAGCGUGGAGCGCGUGCGGAGGAUGGCCCAGUUGGCCGCCCUGCGGUACGAGGAGGAGAGGCAGAAGCCACGCUCAGUGCAGCGGGACGCCGUCAUGACCUACGUCAAGCACAAAGUGUCUCAAAGUCCUACCAAGCUGAGUCCCACAGAGAACGAGAACGCGUACCCCUCCAGGCGUUCCACCCACACGGACGACUCGGCCCUCUUCAUGAGCGAGUACCAGCCUCGCAUGGUGUUUGAGAUAGACACUGACACCAACACCAUAAAGAGGAAGCCUGGCACUCACAAGCAGUCUCUUACUGUGUCUGGGAUGUCCAUAGAUGGGUGUCUCUCCUAUCCUGCCGAUAUUGCCCCAACUUGUCUACUGCAGCAGGGCGAGGAUCGCUGCUCCUCCCUGUCUCCCACAGCCCUCCAAUCACCUUCUUACCCCGGCCCUGUUACUCCACCCUCCUGCUGUGGACCCGCCCAGCGGCCGGACAGCUUCUUGUUUCGCCUCAGCCAGAAGGAAGAGCAGAGGAGAGGUGAUGGUGCCGCCCCCAGGCCAGAGCCUGAAGAUGUGACCCCUACCCAGGCUCAAGGCCCCAUGGGAGAGGAGGCUGCUCUGGUGGAGCAACUGCGGAAGAACAUAGAGUCGCGUCUGAAAGUGUCCUUGCCAAGCGACCUGGGAGCAGCACUGACCGACGGGGUCGUCCUCUGCCAUCUGGCAAAUCACGUGCGGCCACGAUCCGUACCCAGCAUCCAUGUGCCCUCCCCUGCUGUGCCCAAACUGACGAUGGCCAAAUGUCGGCGGAACGUGGAGAACUUUCUGGAGGCGUGUCGCAGGAUCGGGGUUCCACAGACCCAGCUGUGCCUGCCCCUCCACAUCCUGGAGGAGAGAGGGCUCCCCCAGGUGGCCGGGACGGUGUGUGCGCUCCUGAAGCUGGCCCCGUCCAAACACACAACUUCCCCCGCCACGACCAUUACUACCCCUCUGGCCAUUUAGUGCAGCGGACAUUCGUCGACAUUCACUCUCAUGGAUGGACAGACACAGGACCCACUCUCUCCCUCUCCGAGGGUAUGUUACAUGACUUUCCCUCUCGACCACCCCUGGCACAAGGGUGUGAAGAGAAGACACCCUAAAAAAUGCUACCCCAUUUUCCCCCAGCCUCCUCAGCCAUACAGGGGCACCCCAGCCUUCCCAGACAGGUCUUCCCCAAUGGAGAGAGAGAGAGGGAACACAAGUAGGUAAAAGAAAGGGUUGACUGUCUUUCCCCCAGUGUCCCCACACAGACUGCUUAUGACUUGCAGCCUCUAAAGAGAGACAGACAACCGAGAUUGUUCCAGACAAAUGGUCAGUUGGACGGCAAGGAAGAGGGUUAUUUUAUUUUCUAAUAUUAGUCAGUUGUUUUCUCUCACUUUUCUCUCCAUCCUCCUUUUACUGAUGUUCACCAGGGAUUGUUUUAUUUUACACCAUUACUAUUAUUAUUGCAUCUCAUUUCUCAUAUUCAUUUUACUGUCACAUGUCAGAUCCUUGAAGGUCAGCGGGGUCAGGUAGGGGGAAGGGUUCGGAGACUAGGAACUUGUCGGUUGUCUAAGUAACACAGUCAUGUGAGCAACAGUCACGUUGAUGCUGCCAACACUUACAAUGGCUGUUAUGAAAUGAACCCGUCUUCUCCAUUUUCUAUUAUGUGGUCAAAUCACAAGCUAGCUGAUUCAAAAGCGAUGCUGGAGUAGAAAGAGAGUGGGAGCUCUGGGAAUCUCUGUUUUAUUCUUUCUCACAAUGUUGUGUACAAAUAUAUACUGAGUGAACAAAACAUUAGAAACACUAUCCUAAUAUUGAGUUGCACCCCCUUUUACCCUCAGAUCAGCCUCAAUUUGUUGGGGCUGAGGGAUGCUGGCCCAUGUUGACUCAAAUGCUUCUCACAGUUGUCAAGUUAGCUGGAUGUCCUUUGGGUAUUGAACCAUUAUUGAUAAACACGGGAAACUGUUGAGCAUGAAAAACCCAGCAGCGUUGCAGUUCUUGACACUCAAAUCGGUGCGCCUGGCAUCUACUACCAUACUCAGUUCAAAGGCACUUAAAUAUUUUGUCUUGCCCAUUCACCCUCUGAAAGCCACACAUACACAAUCCAUGUCUCAAUUGUCUCAAGGUUUAAAAAUCCUUAUUUAACCUGUCUCCUUCCUUCAUUUACACUGAUUGAAGUGGAUUUAACAAGAGACAUCAAUAAGGGAUCAUAGCUUUCACCUGAUCAGUCUGUCAUGGAAAGAGGUGUUCCUGAUGUUUUGUACACAGUGUAUAUGGGUCAUUAUACAGAAGUGGUGCAAAUUGGGGGUUGGAAAAAAAUGCAAAUUUGUAUCCUAUUUCCCCCCAAACUUUCUGCACACGUCUUCCAGCAUGUGUCAGGGAGAUAUAUAUACAUACACACACACUACUCACACUUUGUAUUGCAUAUUUGAAAUCUUUACCUUAACACUAGAUGUCAUUUCUGGAACACAGUGUAAAAGGGAGAACCAGCACAGUAGUGAUAAUUUUGAUUAACCUUAUUACACAUUCAUUUGAGAAAUGAUUUGCAUACCAAAUUAACAAAAUAACCUGUUUCAGUGUCAAUAGAGGACUCAGAUGGAUAUAAUUUGUUUUAGUAUAGACAUUGCUAUUGAGGGCUUCAACCAUUUAAAAGUAGUGAACUGGGUGUGUAUUGCUAUGGGUUGGAGUUCAGCCAAUGAUCAGACAGCAUUGUCUUCUUCAAAUUGAAAACCAAAGACGAAAGUAAUAUCAAGGAGCCAAGACCGAUAUUUAUACCAGGACAUUGGUCCCAAGAUCCAGACCCAGUGAGUUGAGACGAUGACAAAUAAAGACCAAAUUUGUGGUCUUGAGUGUUUUAUGGGGGGGGGGGGGCUCAGUCUGGCUUUCAACUUACCCCUUAAAGUCGUAGUAGUGUAUUGCACAAGGUGCCAUUUUGAAAGUGGAUAGUGCAAAAGCAGUUUCUCUUGUCAUUGCAGACUUUAGAGAGCUGUCUAUGUCAGAAAUGUCCAGAUCAACUAGCCCAUGUCAGCUAAAAUAUUUUUGCAAUGUUUUUUAGACUAUUGAUUUGCAGGAAAUAGGAUUUAAAAUGGCAAAAAUGUUCUCUCAGCCAACAAGAGGGGUGUGAACAGUUUGUCAGUAAUGUUCUUGUGCCACAGAUGUUACCCAAUGCUGGAAGGGGGCCUGAGUGAAAAGUUUGGGAACCCCUGCAGUAGAGCAUAGUACAUUAUAGACGUUUAUGUUUUGGCUAAAUCGAUGCUAAUGUUUGGGGUCUUGGAUGGUUGGAUCGCCCUGCUGGAUAUGUAUCUCAAUACUCUACACUUUUUCAUAAAGUGUGGACUUGUCCCCUACCCACAUGGUGGUCCUCUUGUAGCUCAGUCGCAGAGCAUGCCGCAUGCAACUUUAAAAUGGAGAUAGCCUCAAUGGCACUGCCCAUGCUGUCAGACGCCAUAAUGGCAUAGAUACAAAAACGAGACCUCUAUAUAAACAUCCCUUUUUCAGGACCCUGUCUUUCAAAGAUAAUUUGUAAAAAUCCAAAUAGCUUCACAGAUCUUCCUUGUAAAGGGUUUAAACACUGGUUCCCAUGCUUGUUCAAUGAACCAUAAACAAUUAAUGAACAUGCACCUGUGGAACAGUCGUUAAGACACUAACAGCUUACAGACGGUAGGCAAUUAAGAUCACAGAAACUUAGGAUACUAAAGAGGCUUUUCUGCUGACUCUGAAAAAGACAAAGAAAGAUGCCCAAGGUCCCUGCUCAUCUGCGUGAACGUGCCUGAGGCAUGCUGCAAGGAGGCAUGAGGACUGCAGAUGUGGCCAGGGCAAUAAAUUGCAAUGUCCGUACAGUGAGAAGCCUAAGACAGCUCUACAGGGAGACAGGAUGGACAGCUGAACGUCCUCGCAGAGGCAGACCACGUGUAACAACACCUGCACAGGAUCGGUACAUCCGAACAUCACACCUGCGGGACAGGUACAGGAUGGCAACAACAGCUGCCCGAGUUACACCAGGAAUGCACAAUCCUUCCAUCAGUACUCAGACUGUCCGCAAUAGGCUGAGAGAGGCUGGACUGAGGGCUUGUUGGCCAGUUGUAAGGCAGAUCCUCACCAGACAUCCCUGGCAACAAUGUAGCCUAUGGGCACAAACCCACUGUCGCUGGAAAAGACAGGACUGGCAAAGGGUGCUCUUCACUGACGAGUCACGGUUUUGGCUCACCAGGGGUGAUGGUCAGAUAUGUGUUUAUCGUCAAAGGAAUGAGCGUAACACCGAGGCCUGUACUCUGGAGCGGGAUCAAUUUGGAGGUGGAGGGUCCGUCAUGGUCUGUGGCGGUGUGUCACAGCAUCAUCGGACUGAGCUUGUCAUUGCAGGCAAUCACAAAGCUGUGCGUUACAGGGAAGACAUCCUCCUCCCUCAUGUGGUACCCUUCCUGCAGGCUCAUCCUGACAUGACCCUCCAGCAUGGCAAUGCCACCAACCAUUACUGCUCUUUCUGUGCGUGAUUUCCUGCUAGACCGGAAUGUCAGUGUUCUGCCAUGGCCAGCGAAGAGUCCGGAUCUCAAUCCCAUUGAGCACGUCUGGGACCUGUUGGAUCGGAGGGUGAGGGCUAGGGCCAUUCCCCCCCAGAAAUGUCCGGGAAGUUGCAGGUCCCUUGGUGGAAAAGUGGGGUAGCAUCUCACAGCAAGAACUGGCAAAUCUGGUGCAGUCCAUGAGGAGGAGAUGCACUGCAGUACUUAAUGCAGCUUUUGGCCACACCAAAUACUGACUGUUACUUUUGACCCCCCCUCCCCCCCUUUGUUCUUUGACACAUCAUUCCAUUUCUGUUAGUCAAAUGUCUGUGGAACUUGUUCAGUUUAAGUCUGUUGUUGAAUCGUGUUAUGUUCAUACAAAUAUUUACACGUGGUAAGUUAGCUGAAAAUAAACACAGUUGACAGUGAGAGAAUGUUUCUUUUUUUGCUGAGUUUAUAUGGUGUCAAUUGUUUUGGUUGUGACUGUUUCGGACUUCAAAGAAUCCCCAUAGCUCUCUUUCAUAUGGACAGAUGUACAUCCCACCAAACAUGUAAUUAAUGACACUAAUUCAAAAUAGAUGAUUUACCAACUUGCUCACUCAUUUUCUCCAAAAUAUCUGCAGAUGGACUACUUGCCAUAUGGCCAUGCUGGAGAAGGGUGCAAUCCCAUCACCUGGUGAUACUUGUAGGGUUGUGGCUUAAGGUACAUUAAUUCUAUUGUCUUUUAAUGUGUGUGUUUCGGUAGUGACAUCAAAAGGUGGGACAGCAUUUUUUAUAGAAAGAUGUUUAGUACAAAUGAGAUCAGUAUCUUUCAAUGUAAUAAUAGAACCAUUCAAGAUGUUCUAUUGAAAUAAUAAAAACUACUUAAAUGCUUUAUUUUCAAACAUGACGUUUAGGAAUCGGUGUAGGACAGCCAACUCAAUAGAAAUAGGUGUAUAAAAAAUGACUUUGUACUAUAUGAAUUGAACUAUAUUUGUUAUUGCCUUGGAUUGAAAUACAACAUAUCAUUAAGUAAAUUUAAAAAAAAUAUAUAUAUAUAUAUAUAGUUUUUGGGGGGGUGGGACUGCAAUUUGCACCACUUCUGUAGAAUCACUCGUAUAUAAAGCUUCAAUUUAUGUGUUUUGCCACAAGGAGUUGCAGUCUCGUGUAGCUACAUUAAUUGGACACCGCACCCCAGGGUGUAGGUAGACACUGUCCCUAAGUGCUGUGCCAGGGCAAGUCAAAUAAAAAGUUCUAUAAGAAAACAAGCCUCUUAAAAGGUUUGUGUUUUUUAGUGGGAUUGGUUCAAGCUGAUCCUAGACCAGCGUUUACAGGCAAGUUCUUCCUUGAGUGCAGCUCAAUCAAGUCUCUUAUCAAGGGCCUAUGUAUGGGCAGGUUGACUGACAGCAUGACAUCAUAGCCUGCACCUUUGCAUUCGUCUCCGUGUUUCUAUCCUGAAGUAACGGUUCUUACUUAUUAUUGUCCACUCUAGUGAUGAGUGGUUGGGGCUGGCCAGGGUCUGGGGCUGGCCAGGGUCUGGGGCUAAACAUACACUAACUUUGUAGAAAAGAAAAGUCUGUUUUAUUUUUGUAUUUUUUACAAACCACCUCAUCACCUUCACAGUUGAGUUCAACAUGGAGAGUUGAGACCAUAGACAAGUAGUAGUGAAUAGGACACUGUCUGCAUCAUGCACGGAACUCAUCUUUCAUCACUACAUGUUGCUAAAUUUGCAUGAGAUUAAAAGCGGUCUAUAGAUUUUGCUAUUGACAGUGUUCAAGACACCCUUCCGAUUCUCAUGAUCAAGUUGUUUUUAGUGUAUGGUUCAAUCAUUUUUUUAUGGACACAAGUGUGGCUCUUGCUGCAUACGUUGCUAAGUUGGUCUGUUCAUUAGGUGCCAAACAGAAGAUAAAAAAACAGGGACUACCUGUUUUUGUCCAAUAAGAAAUGUUAAUUUUUGUUAUCCAUUGCAAAAGAUUUUCAGCUGCAGUGUUACCUACAGAAAGACAGGUUAACGGACUGACUCUUAGUUCUGAGGCAGACACAACCUCUCGUUCCCAGGGAGGGGGAUGAGGGAGUGCUAGCCACAGAGCUGACAAUAAUACUGGUCAGGGCUGACCCGAGGACAACUGAUUGAAUUGGCUCUUGUUGGCAGAUUCCCACCCUCCCUUUUCAGAACUCGUAGUUUAUUGAAAAUCAAGUUAAAAUGGUAAUAUCUCUAUGUAGGCAGCCUACAUAGCUUUUACUGUAAGGAUGUGCAUCGAUGUAGGCUGGGAUUCUGCCGACAUAGCUUCUGAAGGGAAAAAUAUAUAAUUGGUAUGUUUUUACCAUGAACUUUCUUUUGGAUAGACUGAGUUGUGAAAAGGGAAGUUAAAGGUGUAUAAAUGUUUUGUAUAGAUAUUUUAGUGUUUUUCCCCCCUGCCUGACUUGGACUUUCUCCAGCAGAAAUCAUGUGACCCUACUGCUGGGUCUGGACCCUGUGACAUUUGUACAGUAAAAUAGAUGCAUUCCAUUUGUUUACAAGUAUGUACUACUUCCCACAUACAGAGAGGAACUUUUUAAUGACCGUAACAUGGUCUUUACAUUUUUACAGUUUGCUGAAAUUGUCCCCGAAAACGUAAUUAUUUUCUGGAAUUAAUAUUUGUCUUUAUCAUUAAAGUGCAUUAAUAAAAGUUUUCCAUUUCA